AGAGAGAGACUUUUAGAGAGAGAAAGUUUGGUUUUGGAGAGAGAAAGAGAGAGAGAGGGGGGGCUGUUUUGAAGUUGCUGCUACUGUUUGGUGGUGGUGGUGUUGUAGUUCUCCAACUUCAAAGCUCAUAUUUUUGCCGUUAUUUUUGUUUUUAUUUUUUUUUUAUUUUUGGGGGUUUUUUGGUUGUUUGCAUUUGCAGAGAGGGAAAAAGACAAAGCUCUUCUUUUAUUGUUGGAUCAGAUUUGAUUGUUUGAAGCUUAUACAGUGUUGAUCUGAGCCUCUCUGAAGCUUUAUUCAACCUUGUUCCUCAAUUCUAAGUCUGACCCACAAUUUUUUCUAUGAGCCUUUUCUUCUGAGGAUGGACCAAAGAGUUGAACAGUCUCCUAAUGCACAAAGAGGGUUUCGAGUUCAAGCUCCUCUGGUUGAUUCUGUAUCAUGCUAUUGCAAAGUAGAUUCAGGCUUAAAAACAGUAGCAGGGGCAAGAAAAUUUGUACCUGGAUCAAAACUUUGUAUCCAGCCAGAUAUCAAUCCUCAUGCACACAAAAGCAAAAACUCUCGCAGGGAGAGGACCCGGUUCCAGCCGCCUCUUCUGCCUGGUCUCCCUGAUGAUCUUGCCAUUGCUUGCCUGAUUCGAGUCCCUCGUGUUGAGCAUAGAAAACUCCGUCUAGUUUGCAAGAGAUGGCACCGGCUUUUGUCUGGGAACUUCUUUUAUUCUCUUAGGAAAAGUCUUGGAAUGGCAGAAGAGUGGGUCUAUGUUAUCAAAAGAGAUCGUGAUGGAAGGAUCUCAUGGCAUGCUUUUGAUCCCACCUACCAGCUCUGGCAACCACUUCCACCAGUUCCUGUGGAAUAUUCUGAAGCCCUUGGCUUUGGCUGUGCUGUUCUAAGUGGUUGUCACCUGUAUCUAUUUGGAGGAAAGGAUCCAAUGAAGAGAUCUCUGAGACGGGUCAUUUUCUAUAGUGCUCGAACAAAUAAAUGGCAUAGGGCUCCAGAUAUGCUUCGGAAACGUCACUUCUUUGGUUCUUGCGUCAUAAAUAACUGCCUUUAUGUGGCUGGAGGCGAAUGCGAAGGAAUUCAGAGGACUCUCCGUUCAGCUGAAGUCUAUGAUCCUAACAGGAAUAGGUGGAGCUUUAUUUCAGAUAUGAGCACGGCUAUGGUGCCCUUUAUUGGGGUAAUCUAUAAUGGAAAAUGGUUCCUAAAAGGACUUGGAUCCCACCGUGAGGUCAUGAGUGAAGCUUAUAUUCCUGAAACCAAUACCUGGACCCCAAUCAGUGAUGGAAUGGUUGCUGGUUGGCGCAACCCUAGCAUCUCUUUGAAUGGACAGCUCUAUGCAUUGGACUGCCGGGAUGGGUGCAAGCUCAGGGUUUAUGACAGUGACACAGAUUCAUGGAACAAAUUCAUAGAUAGCAAGCUCCAUCUGGGGAGCUCCCGAGCUUUGGAGGCUGCUGCUCUUGUCCCCCUUAAUGGAAAGCUGUGCAUUAUACGUAACAACAUGAGCAUCAGUAUUGUGGAUGUUUCGAGUCCUGAUAAACAUGUGGAGAGUAACCCUCACCUUUGGGAAAAUAUUGCUGGGAAAGGUCACUUCAGGACUCUCGUCACAAAUCUAUGGUCCAGUAUUGCAGGGAGAAACAGCUUGAGGAGUCAUAUCGUGCACUGUCAAGUGCUCCAAGCAUAAAAAUCGGGUUUCACAUUGCUUAUUCUUGCUAUAGAAAUUUCUUCAUUUUCUUCAAUUAUCAUGAUAGGGUUGUUCCAUCCGAAAUGUUAAAAAGAGUAGCUGCAGUUCAUCAAUAUUGGGUUUCUGCACCUUCCCCAACAGAAAACUGCAUUUACUCUUUGUUCAUGUCUGAUGCUUAUCCCCAUCCCCUUAAUCAACAGUGUUCUGCUACAUGAGAGGAUUAGUUUAUGUUCACAUCCAAAAAGGUUUUGCUUCACAUCAGGCUUGAAGAGAAGGCAAAAUGGAAAAUAGGAAUGCGGGGUGUGUCUUUUUAAAGCCAAGGCGAGAAAUGUAGAUUUAGUGGAAUCUCCAUUUUCAACUCUCUUGUGAGAAAUUCAUUCUGGGAACCAAUGGCAUUUUCAACUUUUCAGAUAUUAAACAUGUAUUUACAAGGUAUGGGCUCUGAGGCCAUUUCUUUAUUUUCAUGAGGAGCAAGCAUAAUAGGCCUUUUGAACUUUGUAAAUCUAGUCAUUUGUCACUGGAGUUGACCGUCUCUCUGAUUGUGGGAUCUUAUAUCUUAGUAUUAAGUAGUCUCGGAGAUGCUUUGUGAAUAUAUACAUGGGUUAUUAAAGUUCUAAGUCAAUGAACAGUUAGAUUACAUCUUUGUGGGUAUACAUCGAAUUACCUUGCUUUUA
Vitis riparia (riverbank grape) is the source of this 2346-nucleotide messenger RNA. Its product is annotated as F-box/kelch-repeat protein At1g55270. Lineage: Eukaryota; Viridiplantae; Streptophyta; Magnoliopsida; Vitales; Vitaceae. Gene Ontology annotation, molecular function: protein binding. The coding region runs from base 359 to 1672 and encodes 437 amino acids. The transcript is spliced from 2 exons. The record is from RefSeq and is a predicted model, not a curated record.